AUGGCCGAGUCCAACCCGACGUGGGGCUUCCCCCGUCUGCGCCGGGCCGCGACCUCAUUUCCAGGAAAUCUGCAUCUGGUCUUGGUGCUCGGCCCCAGCGGUUUGUUAAGCUCCGCCCCCAGUCCGUCUUCAAGCACUGACCUCGGCUUCCGCUUCAGCCAGGAUGACUUCCUGUUAAAGAUGCCGGUGGUGAUGUUACGUUCUGUUGGUGACCUGCUGCGCUACAUCGAUGAACACCACCUGACAUCAGACUUCACUGCAAAAGUGGAGUACUGCCAAAGUGACUGGGUCCUCCUCCGUCAGGCCAUUGAGACCUUUGCAGUGACAGUGAAGAAGAUCGCCCAGCAUCUUCAGGGUUUUGGCGCAGAGCUUUCUGAAACCGACCUUCCAGAUGAAGCUAAUGCCAUCGAGUUCCUGCUGCACUCACACACACACCGAUACCGGCAGAUGAAGGACGAUAUCCGGAGCGUGCUGAAAGAAGGACGGCUGCUGCUGUCAAACCUGGAGACGGUCAAAGCCUCAAAGAGAGAUGUAGAGGCGGAGAGGGACUUAAAAUCAGACAUGGACACUGUUCAAAGGCUCCUGGCUCAGCUCAGAGACAUGGAGGAGGCGUUUGAUGGCUUCUUUGAGAAACACCACCUGAAGCUGCUGCAGUACCUCCAGCUGCUGCACUAUGAAAUGAGGUUCCAGCAGAUGGAGGAGGUGCUGGAGAGGAUCACUGCCAAAGAGGCGGACAUUGACUCUGUGGGAACAACUGUGGUUCAGACAGAGCAGCUGCUGAUGGACCUGGAGAUACUGGACGCAAACGCUCAGGAGGAGAUGGCUCAUGCCCAGGUGUUGAUCCUGCAUGGCCACCAGUUGGCGGCCAACCACCAUUACGCCCUGGCGCUCAUUGUCCAGCGCUGCAACGAGCUGCGGCAUCGCUGUGACCUCAUCACUGCUGCCGUACGCAUCAAGAGGGCCUCGCUCACCAGAGCACAAGACCUGCUGCUCCGCCUUGAAGGGGCCCUUCGGUGGUGUGACGAGGGUGCCUAUCUUCUGGCGAGUCAGAUGGUGGACAGGUUCCAAACCCGGGAGGGAGCUCAGGAGGCGCUGCAGUACCUCACCUAUCACCAGGAGAGGGCGCCGUCUGCAUUGAAGAACAGUCAGGACAUCGUCAGCCUGGAGCUGGAAGCCAUACUCACCCCACAGCUGCAGUCCCAAAUUUCCAUGGUGGCAGAGAAACUGAACUCGAUGCAGUCCAUGAUCAGAAACAGAGAGCAGUGUCUGAAGAAGCUGGCCGAUGUACAAAUCAGACCCAUUCAGCUGGUGGCCCCGAGGCCCGAACCCGAACAGACCUUGCAGCGCUGCAAGUCACCCCUCUUCUCCCCAAAACAUGGUGUAGACUUUAACGUCCUCAACUCCAAGUUCUCCUUUGACCUGCUACCUGGCAAACGAGCGGCAAGAAAGAACAACAACCAACGCAAGAUCGAGGUAAUGCAUGAUUUUCAAGGCAACCGCAGCUGUUUGUAUGGCUCCACAACAGAAACAGAUUCAGAGGCAGAAGACAAUCCAGAGCAGGUCACACGCCAUGUAAUGAAGGAGCUGAUCGCUACAGAGAGGAUCUAUGUGGACGAGCUGCUCUCUGUCCUUCUGGGCUACAGAGCAGAAAUGGAGGACCCAUCCAUGUCUAAUCUUCUUCCUUCAGCUCUGCGCAGCCAGAAGGACGUUCUGUUCGGCAACAUGCCAGAGAUUUACCAGUUCCACAGCAGGAUCUUCCUCCAGGAUCUGCAGAGUUGCCUGGAGACACCAGAGAGGGUGGGGUCUUGCUUCCUGCAACGGAAAAAGAAGUUCCAGGUGUACCAGCGUUACUGCCAAAACAAGCCACGCUCCGAGUUGCUAUGGAGACGGUGCUCUGAUUCAACCUUCUUCAAGGAGUGCCAGAAGAAGCUAGACCACAAGCUGGGUCUGGACUCUUACCUCCUGAAACCAGUCCAGCGCCUCGCCAAGUACCAGCUGCUACUCAAGGAGCUGCUGAAGCACUGCACGGAGGAUCUGUACCGCUGUGAGCUGCAGGAGGCUCUGGACUCCAUGCUGGAGCUGCUGAAGUCUGUCAACGACUCCAUGCAUCAGAUCGCCAUCACUGGAUAUCAGGCCGACCUCAGCCAGCUGGGCCGGGUGGUGCUACAGGGGGGCUUCAGCGUGUGGAUCAGCCAUAAGAGGGCGGCGGUGCGCAUGAAGGAGCUGGCCCGGUUCAAACCCAUGCAGAGACACCUCUUCCUGUACGAGCUCGCCCUGCUCUUCUGCAAGCGCCGAGACGAGGACAAUCACGACAGGACGCCCUACUACAGCUUCAAGUCCUGCCUCAGAAUGAGUGCAGUGGGAAUCACAGAAAAUGUGAAAGGAGAUGUGAAGAAAUUUGAAAUCUGGUACAGCGGCAGAGAAGUGGUGUACAUUGUCCAGGCUCCCACACUGGAGAUCAAAGUUGCCUGGCUGACGGAGAUUCGAAAAAUUCUCACCAACCAGCAGAAAAAUCGCCAAGAUGAGGCUCUUACACUUUCAGACAACCCUCUCUCUGACAGCUCCUCGACAACAAGCCACUCCCACAGGACUCGAGGGGAGGAGUCUAUUUACACAAGCCCCGCCCACUCCGAGCCAGUGGUUAAUUCACCUCGACGCACCUGGCCUGUUCCUGCUCACACCGUGGCGAUCUGUGAGGGCCUGGAGGACUGGGGGGCCGCUACAGACCUCUCCAACCUGUCGGACUCAGAUGAGGAGGAUCAGCCUUCCCCUCUGGUGGUGGGCAGGUACCGGGUCCUGGUAGAGAGCAGCAUGGCCAGCACUGAUGACAUCAUCUUCAACUGCGGUGACGUAAUCCAGCUGCUGCAUGAGGAAAUGUCGGGAAUGUGGAUGGUGAGGAAUAUAAGUCGUAAGGAAGAAGGGCGUGUUUUACCUGAGGACCUGCACAGGAUUCUGGGAGAAACCUGCUGAGUGCCAAUCAGAAUAGAGGAUAUAUGACACACACACAGAAUAACAACUUCCUGACCAGAAGGGGGCGUCCGACUCUGCGGAGAUCAUCAGAUCGAAGCACAUCAUCUGCAUUUCACUCUUCAAACUACUGUGACACUUUCACUACAGAAGGGUGUAAACUACAGAAGUGACCUCAGAAGACUGUAACAAUGCAAAGCACAUACGUGGGACAUAUAUGUAUUUAUUUUUCUGUUCAAGCUGUAGAUCAUUUGGAUUAAAACUUAGAAAUAUUCAUAUGUA
Messenger RNA from Trematomus bernacchii (emerald rockcod), 3249 nucleotides. RefSeq names its product proto-oncogene DBL (gene mcf2b). Gene Ontology annotation, biological process: dendrite development. Gene Ontology annotation, molecular function: guanyl-nucleotide exchange factor activity. The transcript has 26 exons. The coding region runs from base 1 to 2970 and encodes 989 amino acids. The record is from RefSeq and is a predicted model, not a curated record. Gene Ontology annotation, cellular component: cytoplasm. NCBI's taxonomy places the organism in Eukaryota, Metazoa, Chordata, Actinopteri, Perciformes, Nototheniidae.